This is a messenger RNA of Meriones unguiculatus (Mongolian gerbil), 654 nucleotides long. RefSeq names its product keratin-associated protein 4-3-like. The coding region runs from base 1 to 654 and encodes 217 amino acids. The record is from RefSeq and is a predicted model, not a curated record. Lineage: Eukaryota; Metazoa; Chordata; Mammalia; Rodentia; Muridae. Gene Ontology annotation, cellular component: keratin filament. The transcript is spliced from 2 exons.
AUGGUUAACUCCUGCUGUGGCUCUGUCUGCUCUGAGGAGGGCUGUGGCCAAGGCUGCUGCAGACCUACCUGUUGCCAGCCCAGCUGCUGUGUGUCCAGCUGUUGCAGACCCAGCUGUUGUCAGUCUGUGUGCUGCCAGCCCAGCUGCUGUCGCCCCAGCUGCUGCACCUCUAGUUGCUGUCGCCCCUCCUGCUGCAUUUCUAGCUGCUGCAGGCCUUGUUGCCGCCCCAGCUGUUGCAGGCCCAGCUGCUGCAUCUCCAGCUGUUGCCGCCCCAGCUGUUGCAGGCCCAGCUGCUGUGUGUCCAGCUGCUGCAGGCCCCAGUGCUGCAUCUCCAGCUGUUGCCGCCCCAGCUGCUGCCGCCCCAGCUGUUGCAGGCCCAGCUGUUGUGUGUCCAGCUGCUGCCGCCCCAGCUGCUGCGUCUCCAGCUGCUGCCGCCCCAGCUGUUGCAGCUGUUAUGUGUCCAGCUGCUGCCGCCCCAGCUGCUGCGUCUCCAGCUGCUGCCGCCCCAGCUGCUGCGUCUCCAGCUGCUGCCGCCCCAGCUGCUGUGUGUCCAGCUGCUGCAGACCUCAGUGCUGCACCUCCAGCUGCUGCCGCCCCAGCUGUUGCCAGACCACCUGCUGCCGCCCAGCAUGCUCUAGUGGUUCUUGCUGCUGA